This is a messenger RNA of Sipha flava (yellow sugarcane aphid), 138 nucleotides long. RefSeq lists its product as uncharacterized. Gene Ontology annotation, molecular function: protein binding. The record is from RefSeq and is a predicted model, not a curated record. NCBI's taxonomy places the organism in Eukaryota, Metazoa, Arthropoda, Insecta, Hemiptera, Aphididae.
GUUGGUGGAUCUAAAACCAGGAUCAACAUAUUCAAUCGGAGUAAUAACGGUUUCUAAAUCAUCAUAUUAUAGUUCUCCAGCAAGGAUUUCCGCUACAACACUUACCAUUUAGUUUUAAUAAAAUAUAAAUAAUUAUUA